Vicia villosa (hairy vetch) is the source of this 2031-nucleotide messenger RNA. RefSeq lists its product as uncharacterized. The record is from RefSeq and is a predicted model, not a curated record. NCBI's taxonomy places the organism in Eukaryota, Viridiplantae, Streptophyta, Magnoliopsida, Fabales, Fabaceae. The transcript is spliced from 4 exons. The coding region runs from base 1 to 2031 and encodes 676 amino acids.
AUGCCAGAGAUCUUUUACAACAAUGAAGGAUAUUUCCUGAUCCGAUUCGAAUCAAAAGAGGAUAAGAACACUGUUUUGGUGAGAGGACCAUACAUGAUCUAUCGAAAGCCUAUGUUCCUACAUGAAUGGACACCCGAGUUCAAAUUGGAAGAGGAUAUGUUGCGCGUAUUGCCUAUAUGGGUGAUAUUUCCUAACCUGCCAUUGGCCUUCUGGGGAGAAACAAGUCUAGGUAAAAUUGCUAGUGCCAUAGGAAAGCCGCUCAUGACAGAUGAAUGCACGGCCAAGAAAUUAAGGGUAUCCUAUGCAAGGGUUUUGAUUGAGGUGGAUGUGACUAAAGUGCUGAAAAAAUCUGUAGCCAUAAGAGAUCCGAAGGGCAUCAAAACUAAUCAGGAUGUGGAAUAUGAAUGGGAACCAGCAUACUGUAAGAAAUGUGACAAGGUGGGACAUAUAUGCAAAGAGAAGGAGCCUCCAAUCCAACAAAAAGUUUGGAUAGUGAAACCUACCAAGCAAGAUGAGCCGAUACCUCUGCAGCCAGAAACAAAGACAAGUCCUGAAACCUGGCAGACUGUGUUCAAGUACCUCAGGCAGUACCAUUCCAUGUUAGCUUGGAACAUAAUGGGAUUAAAUAAAAGAGCAAGACACGUUGAGAUAGGAGCUCACCUAAAGAGACUACAAAUAAAUUGUGCUGCUCUUCUUGAAACUAGAGUUAAGAAGAAUAAGGCUGAUGAAAUCAGGAAAAGAUUUGGCAAUAAAUGGAACUGGCUUGAUAAUUAUAGUGACCAUAGCAAUGGUAGAAUCUGGAUCAUGUGGGAAGAAGGGACAAUGCAGAUUAUUCCUAUCCAAAAAACUGAUCAAUACAUCCAUUUUGAUGUAUUGGAUAUGCAGGGGUCGAGAGUACAUAUUCUAACUGUCAUCUAUGCCCAGAACCAAUUAAUGCAGAGAAGAAAGCUGUGGGAUGACAUCAAACAGGUGGCUGGAAAUAUUCAUGACCCAUGGCUUGUUGUGGGGGACUACAACAAUGUUCUUCAUCCCAAUGAUAGAAUUGGAGGGCACCCUGUACAAGCAAGUGAAGUUAAAGAUCUGAAACAUAUGAUGGAAGUUGCUGGAUUGUUUGAACAUGGCACAACUGGAUGGAAUAUACAGGAAUAUGGUUGGCCCAUGCAUAUACUGUGGAAGAAGCUUAAAAAUGUCCAAAGCAAUAUGAGGGAAAUGAAUAAGCAGGUUAUGGAUCAAGUCAAUGAUAUCAAAGAACUGAGGCUCAGACUGGAGCAGGCCCAGGAGAAGCUCAGUACAGACAGAUUCAACGAGGGAAAAAUUGAGGAGGUGCAGGAACUGACUAAUAAAUUGCUGAAAGCGACUGAAACUGAAGAGCAAAUUCUGCAUCAAAAGGCAAAAAUCAAUUGGAUGCGAUAUGGAGAUGGAAAUACAGCAUAUUUCCAUGCUACUAUUAGAGGAAAAAACAAACAAACUGGACUCUACCACCUAGAAGAUGCACAAGGAAGGAAGUUGACUGAGCACAGUGAUAUUGAAAAUGAAGUUAUCCGGUUCUAUGAUAAUUUGAUUGGCAAGACUGCUCCUAAAAUGAGGCAUGUUGAUAUUACUGUACUUAGACAGGGUGCCCAAUUGGAGGAUCCUGACAGAGCUAUGUUAAUCCAACCAGUUACUGACAAGGAAAUUUGGGAGGCACUGAGUGGAAUAGGGGAUACCAAGGCCCCUGGAAUAGAUGGGUUCUCAGCCAGAUUUUUUAAAGGUGCUUGGACUGUGGUGGGAGAAGAUGUGAAAAAAGCUGUACAGGAUUUUUUCAAGCAUGAGAGACUCUACCCAGCAGUGAACUGUGCCUUGGUCACUUUGAUUCCUAAGAAGAAAGAUGCCAAAACCAUGAAAGAAAUGAGACCAAUAGCAUGCUGCACCACCAUAUACAAAAUUAUUUCAAAAAUUUUGACUGCUAGAAUGAGGAAGGAAAAAUCAUUCAUGACAAUAUUAUCAUUGCCCAAGAGUUGUUGCGUGGUGUUAGAACAAGAUUUGUUCUGA